AUGGACACUGGAGGUACAGCACAGGUCAAAGGUGCGACCGACGACGACGGAACAGCUUCCUUGAAGGGCACAGGGAAGAAAGGAAAGAAGGGAUCCAAGAAAUUGACAUCAAAGUCCUCUUCGAACCGCGUGGCUCUUCCUUCUUGGUCUCCAAUUCUUCCAGUGGCGUCCUCUUCCCGCGAAGCUAUUUUGAAAGCAUCGCUGCUAGCAAGUGCCACCGGACGCUCUUUCGAAGACGUCAAUUUCUUCGUUUUCUCUCGCCGCAGACUUGAUGGGCUCGUCGACCACCCCCUGCCGCUUCGUGCGAACAGCUCGCUAAUCCGCAAGGCGUCGCCCCAUUUCGACUAUCUCUUUGCGCAAGGUUUCGCGGAAAGCGGUAUCAUGGACAUGGCCGCUCCAUACCCUUCAACGCGUGCCGACAGUACAGACGAGUAUGCCUAUGGCUCGGACAGCGAUCUCGAAGAUGAGGAAGACACCGAGACCCCCCGGAAGAAAUCAGACGACGAGGACAUCGUCGACUCGACUCGGGGUGAUUCCACUGAUCCAGGUGGCUCUGCUACUGAGGAAGAAUUCAAGCCUGCUGUCGUCCCGAAGAAGCCAGCCAAUGCGCUCCCGGGACAUCCUGGAAGGGUAGUCUUCCUUGAUGACAUUGCUUAUAAGACCUGGAGGGCCUUCAUAUUCUACGCCUACCUCGGGGAGAAGGAGCUGUCCUUUGCGCCGCUGAGGUCCGAGCAGAAGAGCACCCCGAAUGAGCUCAAACCAGACCAAGCCCCACCGUGCUCCCCAAAAUCGAUGUAUCGUUUGGCAGACAAGUACGACAUAGCGCCACUCAAAGAGCUGGCUGCCGCCGAGAUCAUGAAGCGGCUUUCCACGCACAACAUACUAGAGGAGAUCUUCUCAACUUUCACCUCUAUGUAUCCCGAUAUUCGGACGAAGGAGUUGGAUUUUCUGCGCCGGAACAUGCAUGUGCCGGACAUACAGAGUCGUCUUCCGUCCUGGAUCGAGGCUUUGGAGGACGGACGUCUGCCGAAGGGAGCGGGGCGCAUCUUGACCCUGUUGCUGUCCAGUGCACGUUUCAACUGA
Messenger RNA from Trametes versicolor FP-101664 SS1, 1083 nucleotides. RefSeq lists its product as uncharacterized. The transcript is spliced from 6 exons. Bases 1 to 1083 code for a protein of 360 amino acids. The record is from RefSeq and is a predicted model, not a curated record. NCBI's taxonomy places the organism in Eukaryota, Fungi, Basidiomycota, Agaricomycetes, Polyporales, Polyporaceae.